This is a messenger RNA of Cuscuta europaea, 1371 nucleotides long. The record is from the annotation of a GenBank genome assembly. NCBI's taxonomy places the organism in Eukaryota, Viridiplantae, Streptophyta, Magnoliopsida, Solanales, Convolvulaceae.
AUUUACAUCUUUUAUGGUAUCAGAGCCCCUCUCACGUGAGCUAUUUUUUUCGGCCAUGGCGAUCCUACCCACCACACCCGUCAUUCAACUCACGGCCACUGCAAACUUCCCCAUCAAACUCACAGCAUCCAACUAUCAUGUCUGGAAAUGUUAGGUACAUGUUGCCCUAACUGGUCUUGGCCUUGACGGCUAUCUCGACGACAACAUCUCCGUUCCGGGUCAGUUCACAGAUGCUACCAAAUCUACGGUAAAUCCUUGCUACCUUACUUAGUAUCGUCAGGACAAAACUAUCCUGAGUGCACUACUUGGGAGUUGUUCUGAGAUAAUUCAACCAAUAAUUACAUCGGCUUUUACCUCCCAUUAGGCAUGGGAAAAACUUAGUAUGACGUAUGCUAGCACCUCUUGGGAUCGGAUUAUUUCUCUAAAAUCCACCCUUGCCAAAACAAAGAAAGACAAUCACACCAUCACAGAAUAUCUUGCUGAAAUGACUGCCCUUGCUGAGGCUCUUGCCUUGGCGCAAAGUCCGAUCAUCGAAGAAGAUCUUGUUAUUAACAUCCUUAAUGGCCUCAGUUCAGAAUACAAGGAUCUCACCUCGGCCAUUCAUGUGCGCCCUACUGCCUUACCCUUGGCAGAACUUCAAAGAAUUCUGUUGGAUCACGAAGAUCGGAACCAAAAUCUGGACACUGUUGAUUCUCCACUAAUUCCCACGACUAAUGCUACGAUGAUUGAACGAUCUGGUCCUCCCAAUUCAGAUCGUCGUUCCAGCUAUUCCUCUGACCGGCGCCCAUCUCAUUCACGGCGAGGCCAUGGUGGCUUUCAGUACACUACUGCCCGCCAGUCUGCUCCUCUGGUCAUUUGCCGCUUUUGUGACAAUGCAGGGCAUGACGUCAAGGUGUGUCGCAAGCUCCAACGCUUUCUCCGUGACAAUCAAAUCCCGCACCCCGCUGCCCAUGUCAACCCAGUGGCGAAUCAUGUUGCUGCUAAAUCCUUUCCGGGACCUCAACAAUGGAUGUUUGACAGUGGGGCGUCCCACCACAUAGCCUCGGAUGCUACUAUGUUGCCUCAAUACUCCGAUUAUGGUGGCCCGGAUGAGGUCUGCCUUGGAGAUGGAUCGGGCCACGGGGGUGCAUCUUCUUCGCGGGGAGAACGUCCAUGAUGUCUACUAUGAACCGUGUCUGUCUCGGCCCAUCGUACCAUCUCCACAAAUUCACUCAAUCCAAGUUCUAUCUCAAUGGCAUCACACUCUGGGUCAUCCAUCUAGUCAUAUUUUUAUUUUGUUAGCGCGACGUUUUAAUAAAAUUAUCCGUUCUGGGGUUUCUAGUACGUUUCAUUGUAAUUCUUGUCAUAUUAAUUAUUAAUAAAAGCACAAAA